AUGAUGUCACAGCGAAGCGGACCCCAGCUUCUUCUCCUUUUGGCUCUCUUCAGCGUCUUCUACUCCAGGACUGUCAGUCUGCCCUACGCAUCCAUGAGACCGACGAGACACGCAGACGGUCUUUUCACCAGCGGCUACAGCAAACUUCUGGGCCAGCUUUCAGCCAGGAGAUACCUGGAGUCACUCAUUGGGAAGCGAGUCAGCGACGAGCUGAUGGACGAGCCGGUCAAGCGCCACUCGGACGCCAUCUUCACAGACAACUACAGUCGCUUUCGCAAACAGAUGGCCGUCAAGAAGUACCUCAACUCGGUUUUAACGGGGAAGCGGAGUCUAGAAAACGCCGUCCCCGAUGACCAGGACGAAUCGCGGGACAACCCCGGCGCCUUCCAGGACAGCUACGACGACGACGUCGACGUCAACCACCUGCUAAACAACUUCCAGCUGCCACUUUGA
This is a messenger RNA of Nerophis lumbriciformis (worm pipefish), 453 nucleotides long. The record is from RefSeq and is a predicted model, not a curated record. Lineage: Eukaryota; Metazoa; Chordata; Actinopteri; Syngnathiformes; Syngnathidae.